AUGGGCAGCCACCAAAGUCCCUUUGUGCCACUUUGGGCAGGCAGACACUGCUACCAGUCUGUCCCUUUCACCUUGCUUAGUGCAAUAGCCCUGCAGAAGCAGAGCUUUACAUGCUUUUAUAACAAUGCUCAGCUGGUGGCCUGGGAGGACAUUGUAUUCCUCUGCUGCCUCCUGUCACACAUGCUGUCCAUCUGCUGUCAUUUGUCCUGUCACUGUCUGGUGGUCAUUUUUUAUGCAGGCCUGAACAGCAUCAUGUGGCAGAAUCUGCCUCACCAGAAGGCACUGAAACUAAGCAAUGACCUCAGCUUUCCUGAAUGCUGCCUCAUCUGUGCAGAGCAAAAGCCUUCCUGCCGCUUUGUGUGCAGGAGUUUUGUCAGCAAAGAUUGUGCUUUUUCAAGCCUGCAACAUUUUAUAUUCAAGUCUCUGAGUCUGAUGGUUUCUCAAAUUCCCAAGGAGUCUUGUAGUCAGACACUGAAGAAAACCACUAUCAUUAUUAUUAGCAAGCUGCUUUGGACAGUUGUUGCCAGUAAAUAUUUCCACUUGUUUUCCCUUCCCAGAACCUUCCCCUGGUUUGACCUGACAGCUGUAUCACUGAGAAAAUCUCUCUUUAGCCAGCUGCUAGAAAAGAGAGAGCUUGUCUGGUACCAUCUGAUGCCUGGUGCUCUACUGUACCAGGCACCCUCUGGAGACUGUCCUACAAAACAAUGUGGGCUGGUCAGCACCAAGACAUCUCUCUCUUCAGCUGUAGUGGAGCCUAGCUUGAUACCGGAUCACAAGUCUCCAUUAUCCACAGCUGCUUCCAACAGUUUCUCAGAAAUUCCAGAGGAAAAUGCUGAGUAUGAUUCUAAAUCUUCAUACACCAUAAUGAAGCCCACGAGGAACGCUUUGCUGAGAGCUCAUCCUAGCCCCUUCAUGGGACUAAGUGCUGCAAGAACCAGCACUGUUAACUCUCAGACUCUUUAAACUAUUCCAGCCAAUAACCCUAUGCACAUAUUUUCUUCUAUGAGUUUCAAUCUCUACACUGCUCAGCAAACUUGCUUCUCCAUGGUUGCCUGAGCCUUUCUAUUUUUAUUUUUUUUCUGAAUUUGCUUAUUGCAUAGUCUUCUUGGCCUAUGAACUGCUUCAGUUUCACUGUGUUUCUAUUGCAGCUUCAAUACAAAACUGAAUUACAAAACCAAAUUACAGUUAUUUUGUAGUGGCUGCAGCUGUGGUGUAACAAACUAAACAGGAUCAGACCCAGUCUCUUUUUUUUGUUUUUGUAUUUUUUUAUUCCCCAUGAGGGACCUUGAGAAAGCCAUUGAAUCCUGACAACAUACUAAUGAUUUAGUCAGGAGCACUCUUUCUGUUGAGCCGGGCUUUCAUCAGCACUUCUACUUCCUUGCUGGUAAUAAUGCACCCCCCCUCACCACCACAGACUAUAUGAUAUGUCCUUCAAGGAAGAAGCAGGUAACUGGAUACUCUGUCCAAAUCCACCCAGGACAAAGCAAUUUUUAUUCCCUAAAUUCUCUAGUUCAGUAUUCUUUUAUACUUUCUGCCACCAUCUAUCAUGUGUUUCAGUACUGUUUACCAUGAUAAAACACUGCCUGCCUGGUUUUGCCUCACAGGAAAUAAUUUCUGUGGUGAGGCCAAGGAUUAGUUAUGCAUGUUGCACCUAGACCCCUUGCUUAAUUAUGAUUGCUGACAGCAGCUGUCACCACACCUGUACACCAGUUAUUGUAUAUGCCAUUUAUCUUACAUCUGGGUUUCAGAGCAAGCCCAGUCUGCAGACACUGAAGCCUGGGAGAAAUCUAUUCACUUGAGCAUCUGGGAAGUUCUUAUCAAUCCCUUGUGCCUAAAAUAUGUCUAUGAUUGUUUUUUGGUCUUUUUUAAUUAACUGUGAAGCAGAAGUGAAAGACAGACAAUGACACAGUCUG
Messenger RNA from Vidua chalybeata, 1913 nucleotides. It is a transcript of the gene NOXRED1, whose product is annotated as NADP dependent oxidoreductase domain containing 1. The record is from RefSeq and is a predicted model, not a curated record. Lineage: Eukaryota; Metazoa; Chordata; Aves; Passeriformes; Viduidae.